This is a messenger RNA of Fusarium odoratissimum NRRL 54006, 1925 nucleotides long. RefSeq lists its product as uncharacterized. Gene Ontology annotation, molecular function: transmembrane transporter activity. Bases 580 to 1656 code for a protein of 358 amino acids. The transcript is spliced from 2 exons. The record is from RefSeq and is a predicted model, not a curated record. Gene Ontology annotation, cellular component: fungal-type vacuole membrane. Gene Ontology annotation, biological process: transmembrane transport. Lineage: Eukaryota; Fungi; Ascomycota; Sordariomycetes; Hypocreales; Nectriaceae.
AUCAUUUGAUGUCAGCCAUCUUUUCCCACGGCCGAUAUCGCCUACGUUCCGCGCCCUACAAGAACAAUAAUAACAGAAAGCUAAUAGAGAUAAUUCAAUAAGCACCAUCAAGGUUCGAAAGGCGCAGUGUAACGUUUAAUAGAAGGCGCACUUUGUUGGUUGUUGUAUAAAUAUCGAAUACUCUCUCCAAACAUUGUUUUUGGUUCCCUUCUUCUCACUGCAAAAUCAACUUCAAGGGAUCUACUGUUCAAUGUCACAGACCUCACUCGAACUCGUUACUCCCAAUGGAAAUGUGUCAGAUAACGCAGUCCAGUUACAGAACCUCGAUCAACGCUUCGAGUCUCGAGCCAGCGAUGCCGAGUUCUCACUGCCUCCUGUUGAUGGCGGGAGAAAAGCAUAUCUAUUCUUAGCUGCUUGUUGGGUUGUUGAAGCAGUGACAUUUGGCUUCGGAUUCUCAUUUGGCGUCUUUCAGGAAUACUACAGUCACCAUAAGCCUUUCGCGGGUUCAAAUAGCAUCGCUGCUAUUGGAACCACAACAACUGUGAGAUACUUGCCCACUUUAUCCCCCCUGGCUCUAACAUGAUCCAGGGCAUGCUAUACCUUGGAGCACCCUUCGUUGUCAUUAUAUGCCGCUUCUACCCUCGUCAAGCCCGCUGGUUCACAUACGCAGGCCUCUUCGUGACAUCCCUAGCCAUGGUCAUGAGUUCCUUUUGCACAACUGUUCCUCAACUCAUAGCAACACAAGGAGUACUCUUUGGAAUCGGAGGCUGCUUCGCUUACUGUCCUUGUACUCUCUAUAUCGACGAGUGGUUCGUUCGUCGUAAGGGCUUUGCUUAUGGAAUUGUCUGGAGUGCUGCUGGAGCUGGAGGUGCUGUACUCCCUCUAAUUCUCGAAACGCUCCUCAAGAACUAUGGCUUCCAAACCACUGUCAGAAUAUGUGCGGGCAUCCUAUUUGGAACUGCAGCUCCGAUUGCAUAUUUCAUCAAGCCCAGACUACCACUUUCGGCCACUAUCCACAGGAAGCCUCUCAAUAUGCGGUUCGUCACAUCCAGAGUGUUUCUUCUGCAUCAACUUGUCAAUGUCGUUGAGGCAACAGGCUACUUCCUCCCUACGAUCUACCUGCCCACUUAUGCUCGAACAACCUUUGGCACCUCAACUAUCCUCUCGGCUUUGACAGUUAUUCUGGUCAAUAUUGCUACGACAAUCGGUCUGAUGGUUAUGGGAUCGCUCAGCGAUAAGCUUGCAGUUACGACAUGCAUGCUCAUAUCGGCAGUAGGCGUGGGUAUUUCAGUCCUACUUGUCUGGGGACUUACAGCAUCUCUCCCUGUCCUGUACGUUUUCUGCGUCAUGUACGGUCUCUUCGCAGGAUCUUGGGCCUCGAUCUGGCCAGGAAUUAUGAGAGAAGUGACGCAGAAGUUUCAGGAUGAAAACGAGCACAUUGACCCCGUGAUGGUGCAUGGACACCUCUGCGUGGGUAGAGGAGUUGGAAACAUCAUCUCUGGACCAUUGAGUGGUUCUCUCAUUCGAGGUCAACCAUGGCAGGGAAGGGUUAUUGGGGGUUAUGGAAGUGGAUAUGGCAUUCUGAUUUUGUACACUGGCCUCACGGGCUUGGUGAGCGGUAUGAAUUUUUUGUGGCGAUACGUGAAUGUUUUGUAAGGGAUGAACAUCUCUGGAAGCUGAUGUUUCAUCAACAUACAAGGUAUUGGCAACGAUAUCUGGUUUCGAGCGUGUCAGGCUAAAAGUGAUUUGUAAGGCAACCUAGUUCUUAAUCUGAGACACAUACCAGCCUUGAACGUCAAGAAGCAGUGCUUAGUAUUGAUCAGAAACUUUAGAGCUAAGAACUCAUGAGGAAUAUCAUCAUUAAUGUGAAGUUGUCGGGCCCUAUAUAAUAAUUGUCUUUCAUAUCAACAGCCUUAGCGGCGCUU